UUCUCUUCCUCCCUUUCGAAGUACGUACUCACUGAAUUCUCUCUCACUAGCUCAAUUCGAUCUUGUGGGAGAUUGAUCAGAGAGAGAGAGAGAUGCCUUGUCUGAACCUUUCGAUGAACGUGAGUCUGGAUGGAGUCGACACCGCUCCCAUAGUCUCUGAAGCCAUAAAGGCCGUCGCUGAUAUCAUCGGAAGACCCGAGUCUUAUGUGAUGGUGUUGAUGAAGGGAUCGAUACCCAUAACAUUCAACGGGAACGAAGAACCAGCGGCUUUUGCGGAGCUAACAUCCAUGGGGGGGAUCGACACUGGCGUCAAAAGGAAACUGAUUCUCGAGAUCGGCACCAUCCUUGAGACAAAGCUCUCCAUCCCAAAGUCACGUUUCAUCUUCAAAGUCUUCGACACUACUGCCAUGCGCCUCAACUCCAAAAUCUGACCUACCUUCCCUUCCCAAUCCUUCAAUUCCUACACCCAUAUUUAAUUAAUUAAUGUAACCAAACCAAUUAAGGCUUCUCUUCUAAUUCUUAUCCCCCUCCUCCUCUUUCUGUUUUCCCACUCCCGCUAAGCAAAUUAAUGCUCUAAUAACUUAUGUGGGUAAUGUCUA
This is a messenger RNA of Macadamia integrifolia, 599 nucleotides long. RefSeq names its product macrophage migration inhibitory factor homolog. Lineage: Eukaryota; Viridiplantae; Streptophyta; Magnoliopsida; Proteales; Proteaceae. The transcript has 2 exons. Gene Ontology annotation, molecular function: phenylpyruvate tautomerase activity. The record is from RefSeq and is a predicted model, not a curated record. Bases 93 to 431 code for a protein of 112 amino acids.